Molecule: messenger RNA, 2466 nt
Organism: Penicillium riverlandense
Lineage: Eukaryota; Fungi; Ascomycota; Eurotiomycetes; Eurotiales; Aspergillaceae
Exons: 8
Coding region: 1-2466 (821 amino acids)
Biological process (GO): transmembrane transport
Cellular component (GO): membrane
Molecular function (GO): transmembrane transporter activity
Source: RefSeq, a predicted model, not a curated record
AUGGCCGAGCCCGAUACUAAGUCCCUUGAGCCCGAGAAGCCCAUUAGCGAUGAGGAACAGCUAGCCGCUAUGGGCCAUGUCCAGGAGCUGCGCCGAGAGUUCUCACUGUGGUCCAUUGUGUGCCUUCAGAUCUCCUUGAUGGCCACUUGGGAGGCCCUCUCGUCGGUCGUGGCAACCGCGUUGACCAAUGGUGGCCCCCCGUGUCUAUUUUACAAUUAUAUUAUUUCUUUGGUUGGCACCGUGCUGGUCGUGCUUUCGCUAGGCGAGAUUGCCUCUAUUUAUCCUACUGCCGGCGGGCAAUACCAUUGGGUCUUUUGCCUUACUCCUGUAUCGUAUCAAUCAACUGCCGCCUGGUUUACUGGCUGGAUUUCAAUUGGCGGACAACUGGUACUGACGGCAUCGGCGGCGUUCGCGGCUGGGCUGCAACUGCAAGCCCUCAUUACAAUGAACCAAAUGGACUCCUAUACCCCACUUCGGUGGCAGGGAAUGCUCUUUUAUUGGCUCAUCCUGGUGUAUUCGGGUAUGAUCAACAUUUGGGGGUCCAAGAUUCUUCCGCACACGAAUACUGCGGCUGGGGUCAUGUCAUCCAAACACUCGGCAGAAUAUGUAUUUACGGGGUUCUCCAAUUCCAGUGGCUGGGACAACAAUGGAGUAUCCUGCGAAGAGCUUCCCAAGCCUUCUCGCAAUGUUCCUCUGGCUAUGGUGGGUAGUGUUGCCAUCAACGGGGUCAUCGGCUUGAUUUACGCCAUUGUGCUGUUAUUUGCCCUUGGCGACCUCAAAUCUUUGCUCAAAUCCAAGGUUGGAUUCCCCUUUAUGCAACUUUUUCUCAAUGUGACGGGCUCGCCAGCUGGGGCAUCACUUCUAGCUCUCUGUGUCACCUUAAUCGCCGUCGCCGCUAAUUCCGCCGGGGUCACCUCAACUAGUCGCACGGCCUGGGCAUUCGCUCGUGACCGCGGUAUGCCUGCAUCCAGCUUUCUGUCGAUUAUCAACCCGAUGCUCAAGGUCCCUGUGCGCAUGGUUGUGCUGGUGGUCUUCCUGCAGAUGCUGCUCGGACUGAUUUAUCUGGGCAGCUCGACCGCUUUCAAUGCUGUGUUGUCUAUGGCCAUCCUGGGCAUGUACGCAUCAUACCUGUCGCCAAUAUUCUUCAUGUUACUCUAUGGUCGACGUUCCUGCCCAUCGAUCACGCACAGAUUGGGACUGGGUUCGUUCAACUUGGGCCCGCGAUGGGGACCAGUGGUCAACGUCAUGGCCAUCCUAUGGCUGUUACUAGCAAUGGUGUUCAGCACGUUUCCUACCGUAGAGCCAGUGACACCGGUCAACAUGAACUAUUGUGUAGUCGUGACGAUGGGAUGGAUGUUGAUCGGUGGGUUGUAUUAUUAUCUGGACGGUAAAAGGCGAUUCAAAGGGCCUGUGGUGGAGUUAGCGGAGGUGCUCUUAACUACCCCACUCUGGAGAUCCCUAACUCCCCGUCCAAACCCUAAUGCGGCCGUGUUCAAGGUGAGGGGUUGGUAUGAUAUAAAUAUAGUUGAAGACGGAUAUGGAAUGCAUGUCACCAACUUUCUCGCAAUCAUGUCAAAUAUCAAGACCGUUCAUAUCCCCCAUCUGGGGGGUAUCGAUGCAGCCUAUCAGAUGCCAAAAUCAUACGAUCGUACCAAGCCGACUCUCGUCUUGAUAAAUGCAUUUACCACGUCGUCAGAGUUUUUCAGGGCGCAAUUUGGAAACUCCAAGUUGACCGAUACCUUGAACCUGUUGGCUAUCGAGCUGCUGGGCCAUGGUCAGACACGCGCAGCUCGCGAGCAUUGGACGUACUGGGAUUCCGCGGAGAUGAACCUUCAAGUGUUGGAUGCGCUGGGCAUUGAGAAAGCAUUUGCGCUGGGUGUCAGCCAAGGCGGUUGGGUUGCAGUGCAGAUGGCGCUGAUGCGGCCCGAGAAGAUGGUCGGUAUUGUUCCUGUAGGAACAUCGAUGGAUAAUGAGUCGGAGCGCAGUCGCCAGCUGCAGUGCUGGGAUGGACCGACGAUCGUGACGAGCUUUGUCAACCAGUGGAGCAGCAGUCAGCCUACCCCGGACUUUGAGCCCGACCUGGGAUUCUGUGAUGCGCUUAUUGACGUUGGUUUCAACAAGUGUCCUGAUGAGGUGCGUGAGUUCUGGAGGGCGAAAAUCAAGUCAAACUAUCGUGGAGAUGAGGGCCGGCGCCGUAUGCGCAUGGCAGCCAUCAACCUUGCGGAGCGCGGUAGCCUCCAUCUCCGACUUCCAGACGUUCAGUGCCCGGUCAUGUGGCUGCAUGGCACUGAAGAUGCUGUUUUCUCCUUGGCAAAUGCCAAAGAAGAGAUUGGAAUGUUUACCCGCUCACCGGACGCGUGCUUGAUCGGCAUCGACGGAGGAGCGCAUUUCCUAAACCAUGUCCACGCGGCAGAAGUUGAUACAGCCGUUUUGAAUUUUGUUUCCAAGUAUUACCAGUUAAAAUGA